This is a messenger RNA of Polistes dominula (European paper wasp), 3513 nucleotides long. RefSeq names its product ubiquitin specific peptidase 36 (gene scny). The record is from RefSeq and is a predicted model, not a curated record. Gene Ontology annotation, biological process: regulation of apoptotic process; protein deubiquitination. Gene Ontology annotation, molecular function: cysteine-type deubiquitinase activity. Lineage: Eukaryota; Metazoa; Arthropoda; Insecta; Hymenoptera; Vespidae. Gene Ontology annotation, cellular component: nucleus; cytosol.
AUGGUGAACAAAAAAACUGAUCUAUUAUCAAAUGUAUUUUUUCAAUUUAUUAAUAAGAACAAUUUAAAGAAAUUAGUUUUCUCUUCGUACAACAAAUGAAAGAAGUUGUCAUCGAUGAUAGUCCGAUAGUAGUGCAUACAUAUAUCCAUAUAUCCAUAUGUAUAUAUAUAUGUAUAUAGAAGAUGGAAAUCUCAUUAUCAAUGGCUAUUGCAGAAAGAAUUAAAAAUCUCACAUCUCGCUGGUAAUGCGAGAUAAAGUAUUUCUAAAUUCAAACGUAAAAUUCAAGAUGGAAAGGGGGUUCCUAACUGCUCAAGCCUGGUUGGAGAGAAUUCAGAAAUCAGGCAGAAAGCGCGAUGGAUAGUCGGCGUUAUUGAGGUUGUCGAUGGAAAUGCAAAUGGCUGUCAUCAUGAUGUAGUUUGGUUGAUAUUUUUUCUUCCUUUAAGAGACUGAAACAAUUCGCGAAAAUGUUAUAUAUCCUUAGAACACGAUAUUUGUAAUGGCGCUACGGAUGAAGAUUAAGCUUGCGGUUUAUGUGUGCGUGAAUUAAAGGCGGGGUAAGUGUACAAAGUACGCGGGAAAACCUUCCUCAUGGCUACAUACCUCCAGUUAAACUCAUCCGGUAACCGCUUCGAAGAGUUUAUCAAGCAAUAGAGAAUAAGUAGUAAUAGCGAUAGUUAUGCCAGCUGUAAGUGUUUGCGAUCCUGUUGCGGCAACACUUCGCCGUACUCUAGAAGCUAGCCAAAAGAAAGGAACAGAUGAGCUAUCUACAAAUUUAAUUACUAGCGCAUCAAGAAUACUUCAGUCAGAAAUUCAAUAUAAAGAAGUAGAUGAUUAUCAGACAACAAUUUUGGAUAAACUUAAAGCUAAAUAUAUUGUUUUGAGUUUAACCAAAUCUGAUAAAAUAGAGGAUACUAAAUCUAAAGAUGGUACAACGUAUGUAAAAAAAAACGAAGGUAUGAGUGAAGGUCCUACGUUGCCAGAACCAGCCGUUACUUUGUAUUGCUCUAAGAAAGUUAAUCUAGGAUGGAGAAAAUCAUUUCCAGUAGGAGCUGGCAUGUAUAAUGUUGGAAAUACUUGCUAUUUGAAUAGUACACUUCAGGCAUUAUUUCAUGUGCCAGCACUUGUAAAUUGGUUAUUAUCGGAUUCACAUCAUAACUCCAAAUGUGAACAAAACGAUGAAGGUGGAGAGUGCCUUACUUGCGCAGUGGCCAAGACUCUACAAUUCAGUCACCAGAAGUCAGGAGGCAACAUCAAACCAUUCUGUAUAUAUAAUAAGUUAAAACUUAUCUGUCGAACUAUGGUACCAGGACAACAAGAAGAUGCUCAUGAAUUUCUACGUUAUUUAUUAGAAGGAAUGGAAAGAGCUUAUUUAACAAGGCGCAAAGCAGGAAAGUUGGACAAUUAUUCUAAAGAAACAACACCUAUCAAUCAAAUAUUUGGUGGUUAUAUACGCACUGAAGUUAAGUGCUUACAAUGUGGACACGUUUCUACUACAUUUCAACAUUUUCAGGAUUUAUUGGUUGAUAUACGUAAAGCAAGUACAUUAGACGAAGCAUUAAAUAGUUAUUUUAGUCGAGAACAGUUGGAUAAUAACGAUUAUAAGUGUGAAGCUUGUAAAAGAAGAGUACCCGCGACUAAACAAUUUAGUUUAGAACGAGCUCCUAAGGUUUUGUGUGUUCAACUGAAGAGAUUUAGUGUCUUGGGAGGAAAAAUAUCUCGUCAUAUAGAUUUUAGCCAGACAAUAGAUAUGGGUCCUUACCUAUGGAGAGAACCAAAUGAACCUUUGCAACAACUCACAUAUAAGCUUAUGUCACUUGUUACACAUGUGGGUGAGUCAAUAAAUAGUGGACAUUAUACAGCAGUUGCACAAACCUCAACUGGUAAUUACUAUUCCUUUGAUGAUUCAAAUGUUCGUCCAAUUAGUCUUAGUAAUGUAUUAAAUACAGAUGCAUAUAUAAUGAUAUUUGAAAUGGAACCUAAUCAAGGACAAAUAAAUAAUCAACAAGCUGUUAAAAUGAAUGGCAUGUCAUCUGAAAAAAGUGUAUUAUCUUCAAGUUCUUCUAGUAAGCCUGUUAAUCCGAAGGCAUCAACGUCUGACAUAUAUAAUGGAUCAGUUAAUGGUUCUCCUAUUAAUAAAAGUGGUAUAGAAGGUUCAAAGAUAGGUGAACAAUUAUCCGUUCAAAAAAACAUAGAACUUCAGCUUCCUGUACAAAAGUUUACAAGUAUCAGUGGAACACAGCUAUCACAAAAGUCAGCAGAAAAAUCUCAACCAUGGCUAUCAGGGCAAUUUAAAAAAGUAUUAAGUGGAAAUAGUUUAGUACCAUACGAUGGUUCGAGCGAAGAAGAAGAAACUAAUUCUUCUGUAUCAAACAAAAAUCGUGUAGUAACGAAUGUUUCUGCAUUGAAAAUUAAUUUUGCUCCUACUGUAGCUAAUGGUGCACAGAAGGUAUCUCAAGUAAAAGACUCAUUACAUAAAACAGUUCCUACCUCAAAAGAAAUACAAAUAUUAACGGUGAAACAGUCUAAUAAUUCAACGUCUUCAAGUCUAAAUAGUUCUGUUCAAUGUACGAAAAUACAAAAUGUUUCUAAUGGUGGUAACAAUUCAUCAUUAACUUCUUUAAAACAUCAAAAUGGUAAAUCAGAAAUAAAUGGUAAGACGGAAAAUAGUAACAAGGAAAAGUCUUAUCAUCCAAUUAAAAUGAAAACAGGGCAGGAAGAAAAAGUACUUACUAAAGCUGCAAGUAGCAGUAUAAAGGGUUGGGAAGUAUCAAAAGAUGCAUUUCCUUCCAUAUCAAAUUCAACCCCAAAUGGAUGGUCCGUGACUGAUAACAAAGAAGAUUCAACUAAAUGCAAUCAAAGCAAUACAACGCCAAGUGCUGCAGCAUUAAGAAAUUUCAAUGGAACAAACCGUUCGGAUACUGUCUCAAGUUUAUUGAAAAUGUCCCAUCGUGGAUAUGGCGGCAGUUCUUUAGUAACAAAUUGGCGUGGCAAUAGAUGUCAUUUGGAUCGUGAAGUUGAUAAUGAAAGACGAGAAGAACGUAAACGUCAUAUGAAUCCAGACGAUGAAGAAGCUGAUCGAGGUCGAGUUAAAAAAGUUAAAGAACAUAGAAUGUGUGGUGAUAGAUUAGGUGGUACUGGAUAUAACGUAUUCCAAGAAUUUCAAAAUGGAAAAACUUGGAGUCGAUCAGUUAGCGGUUAUAACCGAGAAUCUUACUAUGAUACUUCCAAUAAUCCGCGACCACGACGUAAUAGUAACUAUAAGCAUCCUCGUAAUAGACACUACAGUAAUUCUCACGUACGUUGGCCGCGUGGAUAAAAGAAAGCAAAACAAGAUCUAUGAAAUAGCCUCUAAAACAUACUAAUGUUAAUGGGGAGCUAUGGGUAUUAGUUCGAAGUUAUUGAUCGAUACACAGUUUUACUGUCUAUUGAAAAAAAAAAAAAAAACUGUCAAAGCCUAUGUCUCAGCGCUGAUUUAGAUUAUUAAUUCAUAAAGUAUCUCAGUGUCAGACAUUA